AUGCAGGCGACUGGGGCAUUUGGCCCUAAACCUUCACCCCUACGCCCUAAACCGUUGUUAUCUGUGGGCUCCCUUUGCAGCUUCUCCGAUGAAGGCGGAGACCGCCUGAACCUUUCAGAGGAACAGAAACACAGGCUCAUCGGCAUCGGCAUGGCAGUGGCAAUGGGGAAGACUGUAGAACCAUCGCAGUCCUCAAGCGAGAUUCUCAAUGAGUCCCAACAAGCGAAGUUGGUCCGUGAAACAGAGACACAGGUUCGACAGAGCCUAUUGCCCAAGCUCACGGGUGUUGGCUGGACUACGAAACACGAGACUGCGCUUAACAUCCUUGAGAAGAUGAGUCAGCAGAUGACAGUCACUUUGAGUGCCGAUUUGCUUGAAGAUUUGCGACACAAGAAAGCAGACUUUGUCUGA
This is a messenger RNA of Symbiodinium natans, 411 nucleotides long. The record is from the annotation of a GenBank genome assembly. Lineage: Eukaryota; Dinophyceae; Suessiales; Symbiodiniaceae.